Molecule: messenger RNA, 1668 nt
Organism: Schistosoma margrebowiei
Lineage: Eukaryota; Metazoa; Platyhelminthes; Trematoda; Strigeidida; Schistosomatidae
Source: the annotation of a GenBank genome assembly
AAUAUAGAAUAUUAAGAAUAGGACAAAUGAUAAAUGAUUUAUAUGGCGUAUAUAUUGGUUUAAUGCUUCCUUGUACCCAUGUUUAUAUGUUUAAAUAAUAAUAAUAAUAAUUAAAUGAAUAAUAAGUUUACAUUGAUUCUAUUCACUGAUUUUACAGGGAUUAUUUCUGUGUAAGAGAGAUAAAGAGGGAGAAAGAUAGAGAAAAGAAACAUAAAACAAAAACAAAACACAAAAAAAAGGAACACAAUCUUGACAAAUCAAUAUUAUGUUUAUUAUCAUUUAUAUUUGUCUAUUCUAUUUAUUUAUGAAUGGAUUAUUCGUAUCAAAUUAUCCAAUUAAUUAUGUACCAUCAAUAAUGUGGAAACCUGAUUGUAUUCCAAUUAAUUUACCAAUAUAUAAUAGUCAAGAAGCAAAAAAUCCAUUGAAUAAUGAAGAAUAUUCAUUAUCAUAUGAUUUAAAGGAUAAAAGUUUAAAAAAAUAUAGUUUAGAUAUGGAUGAUGAAUAUUCUAUACCGGAAUUACCUAAAUUAGCUGUGAAAUAUUAUGAUAAUUAUGAUGAUGAUGAUAAUUCCUAUAACCAUGAAAAUAAUGAUGAUGUUAUCAUACAUUUCGAUAGUGAAAAUAACAAUAAUAAGAAAGAUAAUAAUAAUAAUAAUAAUAAUAAUAAUAAUAAUAAUAAUCUUAUUCAUUAUUAUUACUUUCAUCAAUAUAAUAAACAUCGAAAACAAAUGGAUAAUUCAGUUAAGUCUCAUGAUAAAUCAUCUCCCAAAUCUAGACUUCUCUAUGGAACAAGUAUAAUGCCAACAGUUUCUGUACCAGUUUCAGUUCCAGUAUAUGCACAAAUCCCAGUUUCAGUGCCUGUAGCACAACCAAUUGUGAGCCAUUCUUAUGGUAUUAGUGGACAUACAUAUAUACAACCUCAACAUCCAUUUGGAUUUCCAUAUGGUGGUCAUUAUGCUGUGGGACCUAGUAUGAUACCUCAUCAACCAAUAAUAUCACAACAACCAAUAAUACCACAACAACCAAUAAUACCACAACAACCAAUAAUACCACAACAACCAAUAGUACCACAACAACUAAUAGUACCACGGCAACCAUUAGUACCACAACAACCAUUAGUACCACAACAACCAAUAGUACCACAACAACCAAUAGUACCACAACAACCGAUAGUUCCACAACAACCACCUCCAACUGCCCCAGUAUUACCACCUACAAUACCUCAGCAGCAACCACCUGCAGCAACUCCACAACAACCACCUGAAGUAAGCUCACAACCACCACCUGCAGUAAGUCCACAACAACCACCUCCAGUAAGUUCACAAAAACCACCUCCAGUAACUCUACAAACGUCACCUGAAAUACCAGCAUUUCCGUUCUCUAGUUCAUCGGCUGGACAAACUCAAACACAGAGUCAAAUAAGUGUAAAACCCCAAGUACCACCACUUCAAAUUGAACAAUUACAGUUGAAUCAACAACAACAACAAGUGUUACCAAUUCCACAACAAAAACCACAAAUUACAGUUAAACACAUUAUAACUCCACAAAACAUAAAAGUAUUCAUUCAAAGUCCAAAAAUUAGACCCAGGUUUAUCAAACGAUAUUUUUAUUAUUAAAGUUUAAAUAUUAAUGAUCAUGAUAAUAAUAAUUAUUAUUACUAUUACCAUUA